AUGGAGGUGACCACCGUCUCUUCUACUCAAGGAGAUGACAAGUAUGUGGCACCAAGCGGCAAUCAGAAGUGUGUGAAAACUGGUGUUAGGCAUUUGAUUGUUGGUGGCAUGGAUUUUUAUGGUAAGUGUAGUUUUUGUAUCGAACAUUUUGUUGACAAGGCUAAGGAGACCAGCCUCGAGGGGUCUCCAAGGUCUCCUUAA
This is a messenger RNA of Prunus armeniaca (apricot), 201 nucleotides long. The record is from the annotation of a GenBank genome assembly. Lineage: Eukaryota; Viridiplantae; Streptophyta; Magnoliopsida; Rosales; Rosaceae.